Messenger RNA from Baudoinia panamericana UAMH 10762, 2551 nucleotides. RefSeq lists its product as uncharacterized. The transcript is spliced from 2 exons. NCBI's taxonomy places the organism in Eukaryota, Fungi, Ascomycota, Dothideomycetes, Mycosphaerellales, Teratosphaeriaceae. Gene Ontology annotation, molecular function: GTPase activator activity. The record is from RefSeq and is a predicted model, not a curated record. Bases 95 to 2386 code for a protein of 763 amino acids. Gene Ontology annotation, biological process: activation of GTPase activity.
AUGCCAAGCAAAGCGGCAACCGACAGGGCAGGCACGACAACCCAGGCUCGUCUCACUUUUAUGCAGCUUGACAACCAUCCCACAUUCUAUUACGAUGCGUACACUGCAGGAUGCAUCGGCGAGCUGGCAGGAGCUCAAGCAGUAUAGUACAAUCGCCGAGCUGGAGGAAGCGGUUCGUAUCGAUGGCGGGCAUUUCUCACCGGCAGCCGCUGCUGGACUGCGCUCGGUAUGCUGGAAGGCCUUCCUCCUGUUCGAUUCUGUAGAUGCAGUAACGUGGCCAAAGACACUUGCUUCAGCUCGCUCGGCAUACGACUCCUUGCGUAUGCACUUCCUACGCCACCUGGAGAACCCGGAUGACAUGGAAGGCGGCCAAGACCCUCUGAGCGCUGAUAGCGAGUCCACGUCGCCUGCUGCUCAGCUACACAAGGACGAGGAAUUACGAGCCGAAAUCCAGCAGGAUGUUGAUCGCUGCAUGCCCGAGAAUCUUUACUUCCGCCAACCGGAGACUCAACGCAUGUUACUCGACAUUCUAUUUGUCUUCUGCAAGCUGAAUCCUGAUGUCGGGUACCGUCAAGGCAUGCAUGAGCUCUUAGCGCCCAUACUCUGGGUUGUGGAGCGGGAUGCGAUCGACCUUGGACCGAGCAGCAAAGCUCUGGGGGAGGAUGUCGUUGUUCGAGCUGUAUUCGAUGCUGAAUACAUCGAGCACGACACUUUUGCAUUGUUCAGUCAGGUCAUGCACAGUGCGAAGAACUUCUACGAGCAGACAACCCAUCAAGCAACCGACAAUCCCAUGGUUGUGCGAAGUAAGCGCAUCUUCAGCGACUUGCUGCCGCAAGUCGAUCCAGAGCUGGCAACGCAUCUGGAAGAUAUUGAGAUCCUACCACAAGUCUUCCUUAUGCGGUGGAUUCGUCUUCUCUUUGGUCGAGAGUUUGCCUUCGAUGACACGCUUGCAUUAUGGGACGUCAUCUUCGCCGAAGACAAUGCGCUCGAGAUUGUGGACUACAUAUGUCUUGCCAUGCUUCUGCGCAUACGAUGGCAGCUUCUUGAUGCUGAUUACAACUCCGCACUAACUCUCCUCCUACGCUAUCCCGAGCCCGCGCGCGAGCAUCCUGCCCAAUGUUUUGCCUUAGAUGCUCUAUACCUGCGUGAGCAUUUCGACCUGGAGGGAAGCGGCUAUAUCGUUUUGAAGUACAGCGGUCGACCACUUAUGCCCAGAAAGGGCGCGGUGACGCCGCCCGCUUUGCAACGCAACAUUACGGCCUUCUCUGGCAUUCCCACCGCCGCUGUGACUUCAAAGCCACCUCGACCUGUAGCAUCUCGGACAUCUUCGUCCCGACCGCGCAACUUCGAGGCGCUGCUUCAGUCCACCGCCCGAAAUAUCUACGCUCGCGGCGAAAGACUGGGCACAGGCCUGCGGAGUGCGGUCGAUGAAGUCCACAAGCGUGCCCAAGAGAUACGCGAGACACCAACGCCGUCCUCGCUGCAGGCUCGUGCUCGUACUGGGCCUGGCGCUUUGUACGCGCGGGUGAAAGCCUUGGAGCAGCGAAACCGGCAUUUAGCAGUACUACUCGAAGGCGCAGUCUCUCAGCUGUGGGAGUACCAGAAAGCUGUAUCAGCAGAUGGCAGUUUAGCAGUCGCGAACCGUCACAAUGAGAAGCAGCAAGAUAACGACAAUACCACGACAUUGCAGGCCACCGAGUAUUCGACCGACGUGGAGAAGCUAAGCCUAGCAAUUGCCAGGGUUCAGUUCGUGCAGGUGUACCUUGAUGACCCUAGCCUACCUUUGCCAGAGACCGAUGACCAGGAACACCAGCAUGAUCAGGAUGCGCAUACAGCGGCGCCCAACGUUGAGUCUUCUCGCGAUGGUGAACGCGAGGCCGUCGCGCACCGUGGUGAAGGAAUGGAGACUGAGAAGAAUGACGUUCCCUCUGACUCCGUGCAUGAUCCACACACCGCACACAUUGGACGGAAUAGCAGCAGGGACGAGCUAGCGGACGCGUCAAAGUUUGUUGUGGAGGACGAUGAAGACCGAGACGAUUCGGCGCGUCAAGAACCGGAUGCUAUGGCGACACCACCAAGGCCGCUCACACCGAAGAUUGAAAACAAUGUGAAGGCAUCACCGCAAGCCGUCGCAGGAUCAGCAUUGAAAAAAGACAUGCCAAGCGCUCCACUAACCGAAGGCGCAAGCCUGCAUGCUUCGCCACUACCACGCCGGCCCCCUAUCGCCGAGAGCCCUUACUCAUGGAUGCUCAGCAAGGACUCUACAGGCUCGGCCAAAGAAGAGGUUCGCAGUCCCACGCCUCGUCAGGCGCGACAGCGACCACAACGUGGUAAGGGGUUCUUGUUCGGGGAUGCUCAUGAAGGCGGAGGCGACCCACUGGCUUAAUGAGUCUAGGGAGUAUUUCUGCAUCACCGCAUAGUGUGUGACUCGCCGUUAUUGAAAUGACCUAUCUGUUCGUAAAGGCGUUGAACACUAGCUACAUCGUACCAUUCAAUCUCACUGACACGGCAGCCACUCACGCCAAGGUGCGGCCUUGCACGCGUCUUGACG